Messenger RNA from Ricinus communis (castor bean), 1490 nucleotides. Its product is annotated as U-box domain-containing protein 29. Gene Ontology annotation, molecular function: ubiquitin protein ligase activity. The transcript has a single exon. The record is from RefSeq and is a predicted model, not a curated record. The coding region runs from base 90 to 1292 and encodes 400 amino acids. Lineage: Eukaryota; Viridiplantae; Streptophyta; Magnoliopsida; Malpighiales; Euphorbiaceae. Gene Ontology annotation, biological process: protein ubiquitination.
CCCCUAAACUCUCUGGCUUUCUCAAAACCAUUUUCUCUCUCUCUCUCUCUCUCUCUCUGUGUUUCUGAAAAGCAAAAAAAAAAAACAAAAUGGGAAGAAAUGAAGAACUAUACAUAACAGUACCAAAUCUAUUCCGCUGUCCGAUAUCUCUCGACGUAAUGAAGUCUCCCGUUAGUCUCUGCACCGGCGUCACAUACGACCGCUCCAGUAUCCAACACUGGCUGGAGUCCGGUCACGACACCUGUCCCGCCACCAUGCAAGUCCUUUCCUCCAAAGAUAUUAUCCCUAACCUCACUCUCCACCGUCUCAUCAACCUUUGGAACGACCACCACUCCUCCACUCCUCCUCCGGCGACGAUUUUAUCGGAGAAGCAAGUUAGGAUUUGGACUGAGGAGAUUAAGAGCGGAAGAUUUGAAUCCUUGGUCAAGAUUGUUGAGUUCUUGCGUUGUUCUGAUGCGAAGAAACGAUUUCUAGCUGAUUGUGAUUUAUUUAUCGGGUCGUUGGUUUAUACUUUGGCCAAAGAUACCGGAGGUGUAGACAUUGUGGUUAUAGAGUUGAUAAUUAGGGUUCUGGAUUUGAUUUUGCUUCAGAAUGGCGUCAAAGAGAAGCUUCACAGAUUACUCAAUCACAACUGCUUAUCUCCGUUCCUUUUAGUAAUAAAAAACGGCAAUUUGACCUCAAAAAUUGAAUCCAUUAGAGUUUUGGAGUCAAUUUCACUCAGCAACUACCACCAUACACAAACUCUCAUUCCAAUUCUCCUUGACCUGCUUGAAACGCAAAACAAUUCCGUAAACGAUGCUGUUUUGUCAUUCUUGAUAUCUGUAACGGUAACUCGUUCAGUCAAGACUCAACUCGCCCAACUCAAACUCGUCGAGACCAUAUCCAAAAUCCUCUCCAACCAAAACGCAACCGUUUCCGUCAUUGAAAAGUCCAUGAAGUUGUUGUCUAUCGUUGCCACGUGUGCAGAUGGAAGGCUAGCUAUAAGUGAAGACCCCAUGUGCGCGGGGUGUAUAGUGGAGAGAUUAAUGAAAGUGUCAAAAACGGCGACGGAGGAUGGAGUGAUGGUGUUGUGGAGCUUGUGUUGUUUGUUCAAGGAUGAGAGAGUUAAAGAGAAGGUGGUCAAGAGUAAAGGGCUGACUAAGGUCCUGUUAGUUAUGCAAAGUGAAGGUGAUGGGAACAGUGCAAGGAAAAUGUGUGUUGAAUUGGUGAAGGUUUUGAGAGUUGCAGUUAAGGAUAAUGGUGGUGUGGUUAUGUGUUAUGACACUAAGACUACACAUAUUAUGCCUUGUUAAUUAGGUUUUCGUUUUGUUAAUUGGAGGUUAUAAUUUUAGGGAGGAUAGUAAAUUGGGGAUUUUUUUUUUCUUUUGUAUCAAUUAACAUACACACAUACACAAGAAAUGAAAGAGGAUUGGUUCUCUGGUUCUACUGUAAGUUACUGACUUAUGUGAUGUAACUUCUCUAAUGAAAGUUUUACACAAUUGUUUUGACUA